Molecule: messenger RNA, 5975 nt
Organism: Aphanomyces astaci
Lineage: Eukaryota; Oomycota; Saprolegniomycetes; Saprolegniales; Verrucalvaceae
Exons: 20
Biological process (GO): proteasome regulatory particle assembly
Cellular component (GO): cytoplasm; nucleus
Molecular function (GO): protein binding
Source: RefSeq, a predicted model, not a curated record
CGAUGAUGCGCCAAGUCAACGUCGAAAGUGCUAUGGCAUCCUCCGCAGACAACGCCGUGUCGGCGGGCCAAAACCACCGCGAGCGCUUGCAACAAGAGAGCCGGCGUCGGGCGGAAGUGGCCUGUAUGGAAAAGGAGGACUACACGUUUACACAGGAAGGGGUGGACCGUCUCAAGCGGCAAGAGGCGAGGCUGACCAUGCAAGAAGAAGACAAGCACAUGCGAAAGCUCAUGAAGGACGAGGCCGCUCGAGUGUAUCAAGCAUUAGAAAAGGAAAGGCGGCGAGUGGAAGCUGAAGAGAGACAAGUGCUGCUGGACAAGCACAAGAUUGAAAUGGAAGCCCUGAAAGCCAAGCAAGAUGCGGAAAACGACCGCAAACAACAGGACCGCGAAGCCCGCAUGCGCAAGAUGAAGGAAGCGUCCGACCGGAAAGCUCGGGAAGAGUACUUGGCCAACGAAGCUGUGAAAAAGGCUGUGUUGGAGAAGGAACGCCAGGCACAGCAAGAGCAGAUGGAGCGACUACAUAUGGAGAUUGAGGACGACGCCGAGCGCGGGCGCAUGCAAAAAGCCGCCGAAGACGCGCUGGUCCAAGCCAAAGUCGCUGCCGAAGAGGCCAAGUGGAAGGCGUGGGAAGAGGCGGAAGCCGCGCGAGAAGCCAGCGAGCAGGCGGCCCGCCGCGCUCAAAUGGCCGCGCAGUACGAAGAGGACAAGAAACGCCGCAUGGAGUUGCAUCGACUUCGAAAGGAAACGGAAAAUCGACUCAAGCGAAUUGAAGCCAUGGACCACCCGACGUCACUGCCGCCCCCGUCCUCCCCCCCGAAGGGGAACGACCCCCCCGCCAAGAGCGUGCCGAAGAUUGGAUCGUUUUGCUUGAACCCGUCGGUGGACAAGCCCCCCGUGGGGGAGUUUAAAGACGUGGCGUUGCUGACCAAGGAGCAACUACGGGACGAACACAACACGUGUGUCGUGUUGAAGAAAUCGAUCAAGCAAGACAUUGUGUCUUGGUGCGAUGCCUUCCAAGCGAAAUUGAACCGACCGCCGACAUUAGAAGAAAAGACAGAGAUUCAACAGCUGUACAAGCGAUACAGCGACGUCGAAGCCCACUUGCGACUAGUUAAACACCGCCUCGAAGGGUUAGUUGCUGAUGACAAGGCCAAAAAAGCGCAGCACUCGUCCGCGUUUCAUCAGUUGAGUGCUGCUGCAUCAACUAGUCCAUCGGCUACUACCAUCCACAAAGCAGAUACACCAGGGGUAUUGCUAAAAUCCACACCAUCGCAGCAACAACUCAACGCUAUGAUGGACACUUCGAAUGCUACCCCAAGUUCGCCCCCAGAACUGGAUAUUCUGUCCCAUCGCAAGAAACAUAUCAAGCAGGAGAUCCAAGACUGGUGCACGCACUUUCAACAACAGCAUGGCCACCCGCCGACGGUAGCCGACAAGAAGGACGUGCAAGGAAUGUAUGAGGAGUAUGCUACCCUGGACGCCAAGAUCAAAACGCUCAAGUACAGCUCUGCGGAAUCCGUCCUUGUAGCCGCCGUCCCAUUGGCUGCCAAUUUAAGCAUUGAUGAUCUCGUGGGUUUAGUGCAUGACGCGCUGGACAGUCCGACGCCACUUCCUCCACGUGACUUGGCGCAGCGCAUUCUCGCCAUCCACGAAGCAAUGGACGGUCAGAAAUGCUCGGCAUUCUUAAAGGUCGACGGCGUCGAAAGCGAGUCCCCAGCUGCGCACGCAGGGCUCCAAGUCGGAGACGUCGUCGGUCGAUUUGGAUCUGUCGUUAAAGCGCCCACGGCCACCCAUUCGACACUGAUUCGCCAAGUGGUGACGGUGGUCAACGCACGGGUAGGAAAGGGCGUGUCCAUUUCCCUCCAACGCGGGAGCUCCACUUGGCGGCACUUGGUCCUGAAACCACAAAAGUGGAAGGGCAAGGGGUUGUUGGGGUGUGUAUUGCAACCGUAUGAGCCCCCCCCACUCAACCUAUCCGUACCAACUCAACCAGCACCAAGGGCCCCACAAAACGAUCAAGCCCAUACAUCGACGUCAGGGGCCCCACAAAACGACCUAGCGGCGUUCGAAGCACUGUGUGUGCCAGUUCCAGUCGACCCAAUCCCCCUGCCAUUGGGGGACUUGAUAGUAUGGCACCACAAGCUGUUGGACGCCAUCGAUACAGUGUCGUCUCCAGCGUUCGUAUGUCCUAAAGAGGGUGCUGUGGAUACCCUUCGGUGUCACAUGGACGCAACGAUCAGUCAACUGAUUGAUCACAUGCAGCGCCACAUGAUUGCAAUGAAUGCGAUCCCGUUUGUCAAAGUGGAGUGCGUAGAAGUGGACUCCCCUGCCGCCUUUGCUGGCCUCCUAGCGGGGGAUUUACUUGGGCGAGUGGGCUCUGUCAUGUAUUACACUGGGGCCACACACGCAACCUUGAUUAAAGACAUGGUGGGGUUGGUGAAUGAACGAACGAACCGGGGUAUUUCGAUUUCGCUGCUUCGGGGAAGUCGAACGUGGCUGCCACUGGUGCUUCGGCCACACAAAUGGAAAGGCCAAGGACUCUUGGGGUGCAUUUUACAUCCGUUUGAUGCCCCCGAGCGGGCCAAGAAACACGCGUCGUCGUUAAAACUGUCGCCGACCGCCACCCAACCUAUCCCCCCUGAACCCAGGCUCUUGGCGACCGUAGAUACUCAACCAAUACCCAUGUCACAGAAACAGCCAGACGAACCAGCCCCUGAACCCCCAGCCGUCCAUGAGGCCAGAACACUAUUAGAACCAGAGCCUUUGUUACUGCGGAAAGACACGGAAGUGCCACAAAGCACGGAGGAUGCAACUGCCAAAGACACUGAGCCUGCGGUCGAGAUGAAGGAAGAAGACCCCCCCAGCGCCCCCUUAGCUGAAAUCAGCCAGUUCCUUUUGGAAGCCAAUAACGUCGUCGCAGAGCUUCCCGUUGCGCAACACGAGAGCUCCCCCGGCAUAUUAUCCAAGAUGGAGCGUCUGGAGGUUGAUGAUGCAAGGCUGGUACGAGACGACAGUGUAUCACCAAGUCUAGCAAAUGAAUCCUCCAUCGCUGUCGUCGCAAUGUCAACAUGUGAACGCGAUGGCCUUGGCCAAUGUGCGGUUGAGGUGACCACAGCACUGUCGGCCUCUGUGCAAUCUGAAAUCGCUCAGUCGAUGGAGAGCCUGCCCCCCACCGCCGACAACGAAGGGGUCCUGGAACCGUUGGUGGAGGCUGCACGAAUACCCGACCCCCAACCGAAUGUGUUCCCAGGCGAAGAUAUACCCACGAAUCCCGAAGGAAAGACUGCCGAGAGAUCUGUAUUACAGGAAGAAGCAAUAGCCCAAAACACAACUGUGGAGCUACGGGGAGAAGCCACACUUCGUUGCGACGACGUAUGCCACAAUGAAGAUGGAGUGCAAGAUGACCACCCCCCACCUCCUUCCGAGCCGUCAGAAGCGGUGGUAGAAGUGUUUGAGCCUGUGGUGGCACCUCGAGUGGCAAGCACUCAAGAGGAACAACUAGACACAUUAAUCCCCCCACUAUGUCAGGGGGAAGCACCUAGCGCGCCAUCCGUCGCCGCCGUCGAUUCAUCUACCCAUGAUGAUAAUUGCGAGCAGCUCAUAUUAAUGAACGAAUCUACCUGCGAUGGCGACACGGUGGCACCCCUGCCAGGCCCUUCAGCAGCGUCCAACCAACACGAGGACAAUUUAGAUCGUAUUUUAUCCGAAAAAUACUCUGAUCGAGUAUCAACUAUGGACACGUCGACAGACGACACUCCGGCGUUGGGCAGCACCGACGUUUUGGCCGUCGUUUCAGACAAAGUGGCUGUGGUGGACUACUACUUUCCAGUCGAGGCAUUUGGCAUUUUCGAGGAAAUUUCUGGAGACGCUGCGUUGGCGGGAUUGGAAGACAACGAUUACUUGGUUUGGUUCGACGGGAUGGCUCUGUACUCGAGUGGCGUGAGUCCCCCCACUGCAAUUAGCAGCACCGCCCGCCUGGACGCGUUUUCCAACAUCACGGUGUUUCCACUGCGACUACUCGUUAGUCGAUGGAGCGUCGACGUGUUGCAGUACGAGUCGUUCGAGGUCAAGUUGGAGUCCUGGGACGGUGUGGGUCUCGUCUUGCCGAUCGAACACGUAGCGACCAACAACAACAACGACGACAUAAUCGGACUAAUCCCCUCUGGUACUACUACUGGAGACGAAGCGACGGCUUCCCCACCUGUCGGCGUCGACCAUGGAGGGGCUUUCGCCCAGGUGAAUGCCGUGUACGACAACUCCCCGGCCGACAAUGGGGGGCUCAUGGCGGGCGACCUCGUGUUUUGGGUGACUGACCUCCCGACAUUUCCCACCCUCGACAGUGUCUCCGAUUGGAUUGGGACCAUGUACUCGGCUUCGUUGGCCGUGGAAAUGCACGUGUAUCGGUACUCGUCCGAUGAAGCGCGGUAUGACGAGCUCGUGCUGCAAAUUCAGCCGGAUCGGUGGUGUGCACCCCAACUGCAGCUGUCGUCUGCCGUGCGCCGCAACGUCGAGUUGCUCGGCGUGGACUUGAUUUACUUUGACAUUGCAGCGCCCCAAGUCAUUUACCCGCCAUUUCUGCUCGUGGAACAUGUGAUCGCUGGGUCCCCCGCGGCCGACGCCGGGCUCGUAGCGGGCGACUGGAUUGGCAAACUCGGUCAACUCACGGCGGUUGCGACGACGACGACCUCAUUGGACGACGAUCUGAUAGGCCAAGUGCAUUUGUACAUUGAUAAGGCCAUGCCAGUGCAGGUCGGUCGUUACGACAGCACAUCCCGGUCGAUGCAGUCAUUUGACGUGACACUGCGGCCGCAGUCGUGGGCAGGCGACGGGCUAAUCGGGUGCCAGCUGACGCCAUGGGCUCCCCAGGACAUGACUCCUUUCCUCGUCGUGCAAUCGUUGCCGUCGUCGUCGUUGGCAGACCCAGCCCUCGAGGACGGCGACCUCAUUCUCCGCCUGGGCGACCACGUUCACGACCACAGCAUGCAGGAUGUGUCGCACUCCAUCGACGUCCACGACACUGGCGGUCUUUUGCUUGUGCUGCAACGAUGGGACCCCACUGAUAUGGCGUACAAAACGUUUCCCGUCGUGGUCGCGACCACGCCCCAUCAUGUGACGGUGUGGACAUUGGACAGCGUAGACUUUAUAGGGUGGCACUGCGUGGUCUACGAAGCAUAUUGGGCGCAAUAUGAAGAAACCCACCCAGCGGAGCUGCCGUGCAAAGAGUGCUGGGCCACCGCCUUUAGUACCGUCGCACAUGCCGCCGCGUAUGCCGGCCACGAUCCGUGUCUGCGCUACUUGGGCGAGUACUUUGAUGUGUUUGUGGCCGACACGCUCGGACGCACACCGUUGUUUUUUGCGUGCUAUGCCAACCAAGUGGAGUGCAUCCAACUGCUCCUGGCACUGGACUACUCGAACUUGAAGGAAUCGAUCGACUCGAACGGAGACACCCCCUUGCAUGCGGCCACGAGCGGCGGCGCCCUUGCUGCCAUCGCUCUCCUCCUCCAAGCUGGAUGUAACCCCGAACCCAUUAACUACUCGGGGAUGCGACCAGUGCAUAUAGCGCCGUCCGCCGACACAUUGCAAGCCCUCGCUUCUGGCCAGGCCGAUUUGCUAGCGCUGGACGGUUGCGGUCGCAUGGCGCUGUCAUAUGCUUGUAUGGCUGGCGACGACGCCAGCGUCCGGUACUUGGCGGGCGAAUGUGCCGAGUUUAUCGACUAUCCCGACCCUGAAGGCGAGACGCCGCUGCACUUUGCAGUGGUUGGGGGGUACCUGCCCUGUGUCCAAGCUAUCGUAGAAGCGUCGUCCAAGUACAUAUUACGACCGAACAAAGCCGCUAAAACGGCGCUGGAUGUGGCAAAAGAGAGGAGCCAAUGGGAGAUUGCCACGUAUUUAGAGCAAACUUGCGGUGUUGACGACACUGUCCCGCCUUGAUAGGUCCACUUAACAACCUAACACAAAAUGGCAACCCGCGAC